Molecule: messenger RNA, 1223 nt
Organism: Larimichthys crocea (large yellow croaker)
Lineage: Eukaryota; Metazoa; Chordata; Actinopteri; Sciaenidae
Product: putative methyltransferase ydaC
Exons: 4
Coding region: 138-770 (210 amino acids)
Biological process (GO): sterol biosynthetic process
Cellular component (GO): endoplasmic reticulum
Molecular function (GO): sterol 24-C-methyltransferase activity
Source: RefSeq, a predicted model, not a curated record
AGAAGCGACAGGACAGAGCAGCGCCUGCGCCUGAAGUAGUCCUCGCAGCUCCUCCUCCUCUUACAGAAGACAGUCAACCAACAACUGCGUACAAACAAACUGCUUAUGCGAUCACACUACUAACCGACAAACUAGUGAUGUGGGCUGAAAAAUUGGGAAAACAGUUGGGCCUCCCGACACGAUCAGUGGCAGGGUGGCUGGUCAGUAAGUUCCUCACAGCACGCAACCAGGUUCUUGAGGAAAAUGCUGUACAGCUGAGUGGAAUCCAACCUGGAGAUACAGUGCUGGAGCUAGGACACGGUCCAGGACUCGGCCUGCAGGCAGCAGCCAAACUGCUCACAGAGCCCACAGGCCGCCUUAUAGGGGUAGAUUACUCAGAGUACAUGCAUCAGAUGGCAAGCGAGCGACUGAAGGAACUUGUGGUCAGUGGGAAAGUGACUCUUCAUCACUGUGAUGUAGCAGCAAUGCCUCUGGCUGACAGCACUGUGGAUAAAGUAUUUCAUUGUAACUGCUACUACUUCUGGCCAGAUCUCAGGAAGGGAGCCACAGAGAUACACCGUGUCAUGAAACCAGGAGGCCUGAUGGUGACCACGCUGAGGUUGUUCCAUGUUGCUACAAUGGCAGCAAAGCGAGUGAUGCCAGGGGAGAACUGGCACCCGGAGGUCUACAUGGCAGCUCUGAGAGACUCUGGCUUCACUGAUGUCAGAAUGGAAGACAUACAAGGCAAAAAGAUUACUUUUCAGGCUAUCUAUGCCACUGCCUGGAAAUGAGACUGAAAUCAAACUGAAGGGGCAUUUUGGGGCACUGGUUACAAAGUUCCUAAUUACAAGUAAUGGUUACAAAGUGCAUAAUAGUACAACUGUAUUACAAUGCUACAGAUGUUAAAGAUUACAAGCAUACAGCAUAGAUGUAAAAUGAAAAAAAAUAAAAACACAUAUAUGUGAUCUGCAUGAAGGGGUAAUUGUGCUAUAAAUGGGAUAAAAAAUAACAGAGAUAGAGUGAUAAUAAGUGAGUGUCAGUACAGUACAGUAAUUAGCACUGUCGCCCGUCAGGUUCUUGGUUUGAACCCCAGCUGGGGCCUUUCUGUUUGGAGUUUGCAUGUUUUCCCUGUGUCUGUGUGGGUUCUCUCAUAGAACUCCCGGUACUCCGGCUUCCUCCCACAGUCCAAAGACAUGCAAUUAAUAGGUGACUCUAAAUCGGGUGUGAGGUGUGAAUGUGAGCGU